Molecule: messenger RNA, 2374 nt
Organism: Lingula anatina
Lineage: Eukaryota; Metazoa; Brachiopoda; Lingulata; Lingulida; Lingulidae
Product: sorting nexin-8
Biological process (GO): intracellular protein transport; early endosome to Golgi transport
Cellular component (GO): early endosome membrane
Molecular function (GO): protein binding; phosphatidylinositol binding
Source: RefSeq, a predicted model, not a curated record
UUUUUGGGUCAUAUGAUUGGUUAGAUACUGAAAAUGGCCGCCGACUUGACGUUCGGGUCGGUGCCACCCUUCUACAGGGAGAUCUACGACAUAGUAUGCCCAAAUCAAGAGCAAGUGGAUCGCGAUAUGUUUAUCAACUUACUCGUGAAGUCCAGCCUCCCCAAACAAACCCUGAUGCAGAUCUGGGAUCUAGUAGACAACAAGCAAGGUUACCUGAGUAGGACAGGACUGUACAAGGCUCUAGCACUGACUGCUAUGGCACAGCAGGGAAAAGCCAUCAGUGAAAAACUGUUAGAAACUUACUCAGAUCAAGAAUUACCAAAGCCCCAGCUAGGAGACUUGACAGAUUUGAAAGCCAUAGGCAUGAGAGUUAGGAGAGAAAAGAACCCCAAUGUGCUGGGUUAUAAUUAUAAAGAACUUUGCCUCUUAGAUACUAUAAAAGUUGAACGAGUCCCAGAGAAGAAAGGCAUCAUCAUGAAACAUGUGGAAUAUGAAGUGACUAGUCAGAAAUUCAAGGUUACUGUACUAAGAAGAUACAAUGACUUCUUGGCCUUGCAUGAGCUGCUUUUAUUGAGGUUUCCUUAUAGAAUGAUUCCACGUCUGCCACCGAAGAAAAUGAUGGGAGCAAGUAGAGAAUUCAUAGAACACAGACGAAAAUGUCUGCGUCGUUACCUGAACCUAGUCGCCAGGCACCCAGUAAUGGGAGAUGACAAAUUAAUGAGGUUCUUCCUGACUUACAAUGGCUCAGAGAUGCAACACAAAAUAAAAGAACACUUUAAAGGAAUUCCAGAUGAAUUUAUGACAAGUGAACUGGCUUCAAAAGCAAAGGAUAUAGUGCCAAUGGACACACAGAUGCAAUUAGCCCACAGUAAACAGCAUAUCUAUCUACUGUACUCAAGUGUGAACAAGUUGAUAGAUGUCACAGAGAGAAUGGUGCUACGCUCCACGCAGGAGGCAGGGGACAUGCUGCAUUUUGGGAAGGAAUUGAGUGCUCUGAGUAGUGACGACACCCCCGUGUCCCCCUGGGCGACAGGAACCAAUGACACAUGGUCCCACCUGAAGAAGGGGUUCAAACACCUGUCUGUAGAGUUUGCCACCCUUGCAGACAAAGCCACUUCACAGGCGUCAGUCAUCCAGGAUAGUGUAGUGGGGCAGUUAUACAUGUACUUCGACUUACUUAGUGCAUUUAAGGACCUGUGUGAACGGCAUGAGAAAGGAGUUCUACAGGACCACCAGAGGGCGAUACAGAAGAUGGGCCAGUACAAGAAGAAGAAGAUGACGGCCACGGUGCAAGGCUCAGAGUCAGAAGCAGUAGAACAGUUAGAAGCCAGGAUAUUAGAGCAAGAGAGUCAAAUCAGCAAUAUGGAAAACCGCAAUUACUUCUCCCUCCAUUGUCUCCAGAUGGAGGUCCAGUUAAUCCAUGCCAACAUGGAGACUUUGUUUAUAGUCAUAGAAGCCAUGAUUAACAAUGAGGCUAAAGGGUGCUCAGAGAUUGCUGCAGUAUGGGAACAAAUUAAACCAAUAGUGAACAAUAUAUUUCCUAAAGAACAUAAUGUAAAUGGGGGUGUGCCCACGUCACCCAUCGGUUCACCGAACUCUGGCAGAGCAGGAAUAACAGUACAGUAGUGAUUGACAGAUCUAAGGAGGGCAGGUUGGAACUCCCACCCACCGUAGUACAAAUCCUAGUACUAAUUGUGCUGACUCAUCACCAUGGCAGAGGUGUGAAAGACUUCUUGGAAGGUUAAACUGUCACCAGUUGGAUUCAAACUUCAGCUCUUUUAAAAUAUGUGGUUUAAUUUUUUUAUUGGACUUUUUUCAUGCAUGUGCAAGUCACCAUCCUGCAGUUAUAGUUGCCUGAUAUCCUUGUAAGCUAAAUACGUCUUGAAAGAAAAUCCAUUGUAUAAGUAUUCCUUGCUUACAAGUCAGAUGCCCUAGACUGUGGAUACAAGAGACUCCUGAACAGAUGUUGCAUUAUGGCAAACCAUAAAACAGUUUUAUUGAGAUUUGCCUAGAAAUGAUCUGUAAAAAUUAAAUGGCAGGAUAUACCUUUGCUCCUGUUUCAUACAAAUUUAUCCUAGAGAUAAGAUGGCAAACUCUUCAGCAUAAGAUAAUUCAAAACUCUAGUCUUAGAAUCAGUUAAGUAUACAAAACAGUUUUGUGUCAUUUAUUUUGAUGGAUAGACACUGUGUGUCUUGUUUGUAUAUUGACUGAUUCAUUAGGAAUAUUACAGUCAAUAAUACUGAGAUAAGACAUUAAAUACACCUUGUUUUAACAUCUGUGGCAGAAUAUAAAAUAUUAUUCUUGAUGUGCAUGCAAUGACGGUCCACCAUAGAGGUUACUACAGGGCACCUGCCAGGCCUCUUCUGAUUAUAUA